ACUGCGCAUUUAUUAAGUAGUUCGUUAAUUCAUUUCACCAGAAGUUUUACAUUAUAAACACCAGCAUUUAAACUAUGCCGUUUAUCUUUUUUAAAGAUACUUCUUGUUUCUGGUAUUUUUUGUUAAGUAUCUUGGCCAUUUUAGAGCGUCAAAACAGGAAUGACAAGACUUAUAAUUGUGUGGAAUUCUUCUUUUCUAUAAUAACAGGAAGCAAAUCAGAGUAACAUGAUGGAUCUGGAGAUAGCAGACUACGAGCGGACAGUCCAGGCAUUAAAUAUGCAGUUGACAGAGAAAGACACUGCUAUAGGAGAGCUGAAGGUGGAGAUAAAGAGAAAGGAGGAGAGAGUCAAGUCUCUACAGGAACAGAUAGAGGCUGUUGAUGAACAAAGAAACCAGUCAGAAGAGAGAGGCAACAAAUUCAAACAGAUGCUGGUCAAAACUAAAAAGGAGCUUGCUGAUGCUAAGAAAUGGGAAACAGAACAGCGGUCCUCAGAUGCUCACCUUCGAGGUGAGAUGGAGAAUCUUAACCAACAGUUGGAGGAAAACAAGGUGAGCUGUUUGUAGUGGUGUUCCCAUACU
Pecten maximus is the source of this 579-nucleotide messenger RNA. Its product is annotated as GRIP and coiled-coil domain-containing protein 2-like. The record is from RefSeq and is a predicted model, not a curated record. Lineage: Eukaryota; Metazoa; Mollusca; Bivalvia; Pectinida; Pectinidae. The transcript is spliced from 3 exons. Bases 226 to 564 code for a protein of 112 amino acids.